UAUUAGUUCCGUGAGCACCGCUCUGCCUGCCUGACUCGGACUGCCUCUACGUUCAAACGCACUGGGGAGAGAGAGAGAGAGACGAGACACUCCUUGGUCUCGCUGUGUUUGUGUGUGUUUGUGUGUGUGACGUACAGCCAGUGAACUCCGGUCGCCAGGGGAAACAUUAUGGCAUUGUGAUGGGCGGUGCUUGUAUUAAAGAUAAUAGCUAUUCAAACCAGACGACAAUCAUGGAAGCAGCCGAGGAAUUAAAUGGACCAAAAGAUCCUUCCAUUGUUAUUCUUCACUUCAAUGAUAUAUAUAAUGUUGAAGAGCAAAACCGUGAACCAAGAUCAGGUGCACCAAGAUUUAAAACAGCUCUCAAGAGUUUUCAAGAACAAGAUCCACUAAUAUUGUUUAGUGGAGAUAUAUUAGCACCUUCUAUUACAAGUACAUUCACAAAAGGUGAACAGAUGGUACCUGUGAUGAAUCAGUUUGGCAUUCACUGUGCUGUUUUUGGGAAUCAUGAUUUUGAUUUUGGUCUUGAAAGACUGAUUGAUGUGAAAUCAAGAACACAAUUUCCCUGGUUAAUGAGCAACGUUGUAGACAAUGAAACAGAAAAACCUCUGGCAGAUGGCAUUGAAUCUAUUACUUUAGUAUGGCAUGGCUGGAAAAUUGGUCUUAUUGGUUUAGUGGAGUGGGAAUGGUUAGAAACCCUAGCGACAAUCAAUUGUGACCAAGUGACAUUCACAGAUUAUGUAGACAGAGGGAGAGAACUUGCCACUAAUCUUAAGAAUGAAGGCUGCGAUUAUAUUAUUGCUCUUACACACAUGAGAACACCAAAUGACAUUAGAUUAGCUGAAAAUGUUGAUGAAAUUGACCUCAUAUUGGGUGGUCAUGAUCAUGUUUAUGAGAUUACCAAGGUAAAUGGAAAGACUAUUCUGAAAAGUGGAACUGAUUUCCGUGAGUUUUCUGCUGUCACUUUGACAUUAGAAGAAGAUCAAGUUGAUGUGAAAAUACACAAAGUCGUAGUAGAUUCAAAUUUUGACCCUGAUGAGGAAUUGCUUGAAGCACUUAAGGAAUAUGAAGAACUUGUUGGAGCAAAGAUGGACGAAGUUCUCGGUACAUUUAGUGUUGAUUUAGACGGAAGAUUUUCUUCAGUUCGAACAUCUGAGACCAGUCUUGGGAACUUCAUAUGUGAUAUUAUAAUGGCAGCAUGUAAUGCCGAUGUUGCUAUCAUCAAUUCGGGAACACUUAGAUCAGACAGAAUACAUGAAGCCGGGGAAUUCACAAUGAGAGAUUUAAUGACUGUGUUACCUAUGUUAGAUCCUCUUCUAGUGCUAGAAAUAACAGGUGAGCAGUUACUGGAAGUAUUGGAAAAUGGAGUAUCACAGUAUCCAAAACUUGAAGGACGGUUCCCCCAAGUUGCUGGCGUUAGUUUUGUGUUUGAUCCCCAGGCUCCAUCUAUGCAUAGAGUUAUUCAAGAUAUAGUCAAAGUUGGAGACGAGUACUUGAUACCAAAUGCUACGUAUCGACUGGCUACUAAAGCAUAUAUGCAUCAAGGAAGAGACGGCUAUCACGUUUUGACUCGAUGUCCAGUUCUUCAAGAUGAAGAGCAGUGCCCAAUGUUGUCAACAGCAAUACAGAAUCAUUUUACAGCAAUAAAGACUCGUAUGGGUAUGACACGCCGUAAUUCAAGCCAUAGGCAAUCUCUCAUUUUACUCUCAAGGAGACAUAGUCUCAUCCGUAGUGAUGAUGAAGUCCCUGUUACCUGUAGAACCAGCUCACGCACAAUAGGGCGAUCAUUAUCCACAGACUCAGCUCUGGCACCUGUUACAACAGCACCUUGCACAUCCUUGGUGUCAGCUCACCUCAAAGACCUCUCACAAGGAGGAUCGAUAAUGCAGACUUUGAAUCAUGAAACCUGGGGAGGGGGUCCCCCUCCAGUAAUUGAGGAAACUCCUGCUUCUUGUGUAGAAGAUCUGGAAGGUCCCUGUUUUGGGGAUAUUCCAGCUCCCCCUCGUGAAGAAAUUACAGCAGCCCUUAGGGGACAGCACCGUCGGCUGUCCGGUGAUUUGGAGAAAUCUGCUUCUGCCAGAAGGCUCCGUGGUGCUUUGGCAAAACAAGAGAGUGUUAAUGAAUUAGAGGACUUGGCCUGUAAAUUAGCACCAGAGAUUGAAGGAAGAAUACAGAUAGCUACGGAUGAACUAAUUGAGAAUCUACGACAGGAGAAGACAUUAUAUAGUGUCACUGUCAUUGAUGAGGAAGAUGAACUUUCAUCUCCUCUUACACCUGAAGCAGAGCCAGAAGCAGAGCCUGAGGCAGCACCUGAAGGAGAGCCCGAGCCAGCACCCGAGGGGGAGCCUGAGCCAGCGCCUGAGGGAGAGGCUGAGCCAGCACCAGAAGAAUAAUUUUGUUUUUCUUCUACGACUAGAGUGGGUUAGAAGCAGGGCAAUUUUUUCUUCUUUAUUAUUUUUGCCAGAAAAUUAGUAACAAAGGAUAUGUUUUAGGAAUGAUAAAGGGUAAAUAGAAUAUUCAAUUUAAAUUUUACUUUUGGAACAAAUGUUAUGCUGACAUAUAUGUCCCUUUCUCUCAUGGCUGUGUAAAAUCUUAUGCAAAAUAUAAUUUAGCCUUUGGUUUGUUUUAGAAUGAUUGCUUUUUUUAUAGAAAUCACAAGUUGAAAUUACCUAUUAAGAAGAAAUGCUUAGGUGUACCUAUGUAAUGUAUGUUUUGUUAGGAGACUGGAGAGUGCAGAGGUCAAUAUGGUAAACAAUGGCUGAUCUUGGAAUUUUGGGAGUCGUGUUAAUUUAUAAGGAGCAUGUUUUCAUUACGUUUUCCUAGUCACUUACGGUGAUGUUUUAGUUUUGUCUACCUAAUUACCAAAACCGGUACGUAUUUAGAAAUUAAUACUCAUCGACGUCAUGAGGGAAUCUUGCGAUACCUCAGAAAUGUUAUUUUAUGUUCUUAUUGUUUUACUGUAAUUCAACACUUGCUUGGUUAGUAUUACUAGGACUGUUUCAGGUACACACUGUAAUAUAUCUGGAGAUAUAGCAGACCAUGAACUACAGUUUUAUUCCAGUGGAACUUGUCUCAUAUUAUAUGCUAGAGCAAAGUGAAAGUUUAGUUAAUGUUACGUAUUGUCUUUAAAAAUGUCUGAAAGUUAAUGCCACUGUAAAAUAUAUUGAUAGAUAUACAGACCUAAAGCAGUUUUUUGAAAAAAGAAUCAAUACCAAGUUACAGAGAUGUAGAGGUUAUAUAAGUCACAGCCUUUAUUACUGAUAGAUCAUUGAUUAGAAAGGGGAUGCACCAGUCAAAUGUUUGAAGACUAUUCACACAUUUAGUACAAUAAAUAGAUGAAGCACUUUGGAAAUAAGAUGCUCCAAACUACCAUGUUUGGCACAUAGCUUUGUUAACAAGAAAUGACUAAGAUAGAACAUACAAAACGUGAAAUAGGAAGAGGAAAUUGUGGUAAUUGCUUCACUGGGAAAAUUGUUGGUUAGCCAUAUUCAAGGAUAGGAGAAAAUAUUUAAGAAGUUUUAUGGAUAGAUGUAGAAAAUAAGCUGGAAUAACUGAGAAAGUUAAAAUUUUUGAAGGAAGUGGAAAUUUGUGAAGUUCAAUAAUACUCACAGGGAAAUCAACAAUUCUGAUGAGACUCUCAGUAUUUUGAAAGAGAAAAAUGAACACCUGGAUGGUUUCCUUUUCCUUUACAAGUGUAGUGACGACUUUUAAAGUGACAGAACUUAUUAUUGAGUGCUGCACUUUAUUUAAGUGACUACUACUUACAAUCAACAAUAUUGUUGAUAAAUAAAGAGAGAAGAUCUAGUGUAUGCCUUUGUUAUUGCUCUAAGGAUUUUUCAGCUUCAUGACAUCACAUUCUUAUUUCAUCUACGUAAGAAUAUCAUUUGUGUUACAAUUCCCUUUGAAUUUUGAAAAUACUGUAUUUAGGGCCAUAUGAUAAUUAAGUUUUUACUUUAAUCUUUGGUGCUUGCAUUUUCAUUUUCAACUUUCUUGAAAUUAUAUAGAGUUGGUUAUUUGACAGUCACUGGUAUUCACCAAAUUUGCCAUGAAAAAUUUAAUUCAUUUUGUAUUUUGAACAGAUACUCAUCGUUUCACCAGUUUUAUGUAAGAGUAAUGUUGUUUAGACACUUAAAGCUCCAUCUCCUUGCAGUUCUUUGAGUACAUUGACCAAUGAUUUGAUUUGGAAAUAAAUCUUGCUAGUUCUUUUACAGGAAAUUUAUGAACAGUCAAGUGAUACACCAUUUUAUUUAUAUACGAGUAUAAAAAGUCCCUGCAGUAUUUCAUAUUUCUGGUGAAUGCAUGGAUAUUGUUCUUCAGAACACUCCACUGCAGAAUUAUAAAUAUCAGAAGUUAAUCCUUUUUCAUAUGUGUUUCAGGCAAUAGGCAACACCACCAAAUUGUACAUAAGAUCAAGACUGCAUACCAUAAAUUGUUUCACUGAUGAUUAAAUUCCAGGAAACUAAUUCUCUUAGGUCUCUUGCCCACUUUUAGAAGCUUCACGAGUUAGCGUUAUGAAGGAAAAUGACAUUGUCUUUCCAAAAUAUUUAGUAGGUACUGGAACACAUAUAUAGGAAUAGUUCUUACUUGAUAUUUUGUUGCUAAGAUUAGAACCAACUUUUAUGACCAAGGGAUGUGAUUGAGAAGUGAAACCAGACAAAGGUAGGCAAAAAUCUUGGAUAUUAGAAAUAUGUCCGUAUUCCAAUUAUUUAUUACCAAUAGUAUAGGAUAUCAUUCUGUUCUACAUAGGGAAGAGUAGAAUAAAGCUCUAUACAGUACGUACAGUAUUUAGUUUGUAUUUUGUUUCUAAAACAUUCUUGGGAAAUCAGAUUGUUUUUAUUAUUUUUAGCUUUAAUCUUCUAAUAUCCAAUGGUAUUGCUGUUAGAAUAUUGCACAAGAAUCUAAAGUGAUUUGAUUGCUACUGCAAAAAAGGUUUCACCCCUUAUAAAAAUAAGUUUUGUUUAAUUCUAAAAGAAUUCUGGUGCUUUAAGUAUGUUUUUUGGGGUUGUAAGAAUUGAAUUCCACUUUUUAGUGAAAAGUUCCUUCAUUUUAUUUUUCUACGCUAGAGUUUUGCAACAUGUCAUUACUCACCUGUAAAAUACUCAUACCAUACUCGGAACUUUCAAUAUUUUUGUACUGUGCCCCUCAAAAUGGUUGAGACAGUGUGGAUUUUACAAGUAUACUAUGUUCAUGUUUGAUUACAUACUGAGAUUUUUCACUGCUGCUAUGUAUCCUCUUAUUCAAUGUCAUAUGUGAUCACUCUUACCCGAGUUAUUUUAGAUUCUUGAUACUGAGAAUCAUAUUGCAGGUCAUGAAUUUGUUUAAAAAUUAAGGCUUAUACUGUAUAGGUUAUAGGUUCGGUGGUAUCGAGUUAUUGUUAAAAUAAAAUUAAGGCUUUUACUGUAUAGGUUAUAGGUUCGGUGCUAAAAUAGAUUUAUCCAAGAAUAAGAAUUUUGAAAUGCUAUUCGUAAAUUUUGGAAUUGCUUAAGCUAUCAUCACCACCCAGAAAUAUGUGUAUUUAUCAGGUUGAAAGAAUUAGCCAUUAGCUACUAUGUUAGAAUAAUCUUCAUUUACGUACCAUGAAAUGAUCAGGCUAGUGCUUUUUCUACAGGGAAAUUAUCUGUGAGACUUAGGACUAUGUAUUACAUAUUUUGAACAAUUUUGCAGCAAAUUUUCCAACCCAGGGGGCACUGAGUUUUGCUCACUAGUCUGGUUAACUAAUAAAUCAAGAUAAAUUGGGAAAAUUAAAACUUACAAAAUUAAACACUUUCUAGGGUUUUAGGAAAUAUGAGCAGACUGGAUGUAUCAGAGCUGGGGCAUACUGUAAAAGUUAUGUACUUCAUGCUUAAUGUAAUUUCUUGAACAAUGUAAUUUCUUGAAGUGAACAUUGGUAAAACAGUACUGUAUACUUUUAUUGACUGUUAUUUGACACAUAUUCCCUAACUAAAAGCACAUUUUAUGCUCUCUAUUUAUUGUUAGUUACCAAGAAGACUAAUAAAAUGGAUGCCAUUCCUUCCUGCCUUGCUUUGAGGCCAGCCUCUAUUUUCCAUGAUUCCUCUUUCAAGGCACAGUUCAGGUUCGUCAUGAUCUCUGUGCUUAAAAUAUUUUUUUCAUUUUCCCUAUGUUCCUAUUUAUAUUUUCCUGUAGUCACUCCAUACUAGUACUGUAAUAUAUAAUGCUCCAUAGGUGUGCUUAAAAGAGUGCCGAUUACAUACUUAAAACAAGCAUAGAGGCUGUUUAGUCUUGAGAAAACCUCCCUAUGUAGAAAGUCCCAAUCUCUCCAGCCACACCAAAUCACUUUGCAAUCUUAGACCCAAACAAAAACAAGCAUAUUUAGUGCUACUUAUUUGUCAAUGUAAGUCUUGCUAACUUACAUAAUCAUUUUAGACUGACUUGGGAACAUUCUUGAAACUUGUUUGAAUUAUAUUUUAUGGGAGUUUUCACAGAUGUGGAUUAAUUUUAAGUGUCUAACCAGUUACUCAUCCUUUUCAUCUUAGGUAUGGACUUUUAAUACAGCAUUUACGUGUUUGUAGCAUUCAAGUUACAAGUCCUCUGCAUGUCUGUUGGAAGUUUUUGUAACAAGGUGUCAACAGCUUCUCUAUGAAAAACAUCACUUUAUUUUGUUUGAAUGCACAUUUAUGUUACAGUAAUCUUCAAGAUGCUUAUAUUUUUAUACACUACAUACAGUUUUAUAUUAAUUUAAUUCUGAGAGUUUUCUAAUGCAAUAUUAUUCUGUAUAUUGGACACUAAUUUUCAUUCUCCAAUUAGAUGAUUUCCCCACAUUGGCACUAGAGUAAUGUAUGUAUCACGGAAUCAUAAUUACCACAUCAUUAGGCAGCAUUCUCUUAUCGUGUAUCUUUAAGCAAUAAAAUAACCAUUGCUCAGUUUCAACAUGUACUUCAUUAUUGUUUUAUUUGAGUGGUUAAAGCAAGUAAAUGAAGAUUUAUUUUGUUCCAAAUAAUUACCAUCCAACAUUGAUAUCUGUCAGCCUGAUGAUAACUGGUUAGUUUUUGGAGUAUCGGCACAGUGUACGCACUAUAACUGGUAGACUGAAUCAGCAAGAUAGGCUCAUCAUGUUUUGGCAGACUUGAUGCCUAGACUACUUGGAUAGUCUUGUCUCUCUUACCUCUAAGGAUACCUGUUAUAGCCAGACAACUGCUGAACACUGGUGUGACCAAGGAUUUUAUAAUGGCAAUACUCAAGCUCGUGUCAACCUCAUAAAAGUUGUAAUAAAGUGAUGUAAUGCAGCAGAUGAAAAGAGGGAACUCCACAGGUCAGGGAAGCCUUACCAAUUCCUAUUCACUUAUUUUAAGUAUGUAAUCAGCAUUCGGUAAAAUGUGCUUACCAAACAUCAAGGUUUUUGUUUAUGAAAAACAAAACUUCUAAAUAGUACAGUGGACCCCCCCAUAUUCACGUUCUCGGCAUUCGCGAACCUACAUAUUUGCUGAUUUCUCUUCGGAACAUAUCUACUCAUUACGGGAAAUUCGCAUAUUCAUAGUAUUUUCUAUGAGAAAUAUCCACAAAUUUUUUUUUUUUUUUUUUUUUUUCCUAAUGAACUUUUUGUGAUAAAACUAUUAAAAAAAAACCCUGAUUUAAAAAUUUUUAGUGGGUUUUUCUUGAGUUUUAACCAACAAAAUAGGCAGUUUUGAUCAUUGAUAUGGGGUUUCAACUAUUUACGGAUUCUGGUACACAUCCACCGCGAAUACAAGGGGAACACUGUGCGUAUUGCAUUUUAGUUGCCUUUCCUACCAAUUUUUUACAUCCUGCAUAUGGUAAUUGAAUUAUUUAUAUCGUAGCUUUCUAUAUUCCUGUAUUGAGUUUAUUAUAGCUGCUUUUUAAAAUUAUAUUUUUUUUAUUUCUAUUUAUUUCUUUCCUCAGUCAACACCUAACCCAAAAGCCAUACUGUGUUGUGCCAGUUAAUUGUAAUAAGUGAAGAAUCACUUUUAUUUAUUAUGUUACCUAUUCAUACUAUAGCUACCUAAGUUGAACUCUUCUUUAGCAGGGUUUAGUUCAGUAUUAUAAAUACAUAGUUAGUAUAUUUGUAUUGUUUGUGUCUACCUUCUUUACCAAGAUUCCUGGAUCAGUCAUGUUAUUCCAGUCAUAUUGUAAAUAAUUACUGGAUAUCGAAUGCUCUCUUUGAUAUACAGUACAGAAUAUGGUUUGUAUGAUUGUAAGGAAUUUAUGAUUAAAUUUAUGUAUGCUUGGUAAUACGUAACUGUUACUGUACGUAUAUGAUAAUUGUUUUAUGUAAAUUCCACUUACAGCAUGUGGGGCAUCUCUUUCUGUAAGUAAAUCAAGCAAAAUAGUGUAGGCAACCCAUAUUUGAACAAAUAUAUAACAUUUCCAUUGCAGAAAAUAUUUUACAGUUUGAGUGGUGUACAAAAUUUAUAGGUAGGUAUAUAUGGUUAUUGUACAAGAAUGAUGUUAAUAUUAUGCAUUUUUAAAGAUGUUUGAUGACAUACAUUCAUUUGGUAUCUGAAGUUUCACUUGUAGGUGUGAAGAGUUGUAAGAGCUCAUGAUUUGUUGUCUUUUAACAAAGUCAGAAAGAAGUCAAGUGUCCAAUCAGUGAUGUUUGACACUAAUGUUCAGACAGGUUGAACAGCCAAGUAGUAAUCAACUUUUAUAAUUUAGGUACAUUUCCAUCUGCCCUGUGUAACAGUUAUUUACUCUGCAAAGUUGGUGGUUAUGUUUUGAAGGCUGAUAAUAAUACUAUUGAUAUAUUUUGUAGUGAUGGUUAUAUUUUAGUUUGUUAGGGAGUAUUAUGUUUUGUAUCUAAUACAAGGUGAUGGUUGAUAAUACAGUAUAGAUAUCUCAGUAACUAUUGUACAGAUGCAAAGUUCAGAACAUUAGUACAAGAAAGGUAAAUAUUGUAUCGUUUAGAUCACAAGUUGUUCAGACUUAGUUAGCAUAUUUACCCUUAACUCUUAAAUGACAUAACAGGUUCUGAUUUUCAUUUGCCUGAGCAUCUUUCUUGUUUCCAUUUCACUUUUGUUCACUUGGCUUUUAAACAAUUGAUGAUAUUUGUGGUGCUUAUUCAUACAGUAUUUGUAAUUAUGUUUCUUAAGAACAUUAUUUCUAAACCAGCUUUAAUUUUUGAAGUUUUGUAACAUCUCUUUGCUUGCAGCUUUAAUCAAGUCAGAUUUAUAAUGCAUGCUGCAAAUGUGAAUUCUUUUUAUACAUACAUAUACUGUUUAUUUUUGUCAUACACAAUUUUUUGCUGUUAAGUAAAUAUUUAUAUUCUUUUCUGAAUGUUUGUAUAUUAACUGAACGUUUGACUUGUUUCAAUAAGCUGUCAACUGUAAUAUUAAACUGAGUAGCUGUUUGUUGCCUAUAGCUCUAAGGCACAGCUGUGUAAGUAGAGACCACUCCUAUUCAAUAGGAAUUGAAAAUGCUAUUUGCCAUGUAAGUAGAGACCACUCUUAUUCAAUAGAAAUUUAAAAUACUAUUUACUAUGUUUUGUUAUGAUGUGGAUCCACUUUUCCAUAUUAUUCACAAAGGUUUCCCAACUUGAUAAACAUUCCUCCGUGGUACAAAGCCGCACAAUGACCACCCUACCAUUGUUAAAUGUACCGUGUAUGGUGUGCCCUCAUAUAUGUAUUUCAUACGUGUACAAUUUUAUUUUUUUAGUAUUUUGCAUGGCCUGAUGUACGUAUAUAGGCAAUUUGCAGCUAUCCAGUACUGAAUUAUCACGUUUUCUAAUUUUAUACAAUUAAUAAGUUUAACAUUUGCCAAUUCUUUACCUUUUACACUUACUGUAUGAUUUUAGUGAUAAUGUUAAUAUCUGGCCAGUCUGCAUAAUGUUUUCAAAUAAUUUUAUUAAUGCAAGUAAUUGCUCUUCACCUAGCACCGUCCGACCUUACCAUGCUACAGCUUUUUCUAUAUUGCAAGUGAUGUAUCCAGUAGUAAUGUAUCAUAAUACAGAUUAAAUACGUUGUAGAUUAUGACAUAAGGAUAAGGGGAAUUAUUGCCCUACCAAAGUUUUCAAUGAUGUACGGUAUUUGAAGGAAUCAUUUAAGAAGCACUUUAUAUACAAUCUGACAUGUAAUAAGUGCUUUAUUUUUUGUAAAAUCUUAAAUUCCCUUUGUUAAAUCAGUAUUAGUUAAUUACAGAGCUUGAAGUAAAUACUUGCACAAAAAAUUUUACUACGUACUUUGUUUCAUGUUUUAGUUUGAGCUCAGUGUCUUUGGAUUUUCCAUUAUUUUGCUUUUAUUAAACUUAUUGCAUAAUCA
Molecule: messenger RNA, 10223 nt
Organism: Macrobrachium nipponense
Lineage: Eukaryota; Metazoa; Arthropoda; Malacostraca; Decapoda; Palaemonidae
Product: mannosylglucosyl-3-phosphoglycerate phosphatase-like
Exons: 14
Coding region: 180-2390 (736 amino acids)
Biological process (GO): nucleotide catabolic process
Molecular function (GO): hydrolase activity
Source: RefSeq, a predicted model, not a curated record